AUGAGUGAUGAUAUUAAAGAAAACAAUGAUGGCACACUAACGCUGACCGACAUUAAAAAACUAGGUUGGAACGAAUUUAAUAAUGAAGAAAAACUCGAGCCUAACCAAGAAAGGAAAUGUGACAAAACCAAGGCUACUACUAAUAAUGAAGACAAAUUCAAGAUUUAUAUCGAUGAAGUUUCUGAUAAUCAAUGUGCAGUUAUAAAAAUAGACGGUAGUGAAUAUUGCAUAUUGUUCAAUCUAGAAGAUGGAAAACACAUCAGGUAUCCUGAUAAAAACAAUAGCAAGUCGAACUCUGAAACAGUGGAAUUAAUAAUGUUGAGAAGAAGCGAUAGAGAUGAAAAAAAGUAUAAAGUAUAUUCCAUGAAAUAUAAAAGAGGUGCUGUUCGUGCCGAACUUCUUAAUACACAUAAUAUUUAUAGUGACGAUACCCCAAGAAUUUAUUAUGAUGACAAAUAUUUUCUUGUUGCUGCUAAUCAUUCAUUGAUAUCGGAAUGGGAUCGUAGGAGUCAUAAAUAUUUUUAUGGCAGUUGCAAUUACUAUUACAAACAAAAUUAUUACUUAAAAUCUAAUGAUUUUAUUGUUCUUAAUAAAAAAAGUAAUGCGGAAGAGGCAUUGAUGGUGGCUGAUUAUCUUGAAUUUAAGGAAAAAGUUCAUAUUAAAAAAGUAGAUUUCAUUUAUGUAAAAAAUGACACAUUUGUAUUUGAGGAGGAAAAGGAUGAUGGUGAGGUGGAUGAAUCGGAGGAAAAAUCAAAUAAAGGAUUAUUUGAUGAUAUUUGGACUCAAUAUUGGAACUUAACAAAAGAAAACGCAGAUGAAGUUUUAUCAAAAUUAAAAGAUGAAAUUAAUAAGAUUUCGACAAAAUAUUGGGAAUUAACAACAAAAAAAGUAAGAGAAGAUGAUUUAGCAAAAUUCAAUAAUAAAAUUAAUAAAAUCAAAGAGGUUUCUUUAAAAAAAUAUUGGACAGAAGAGAGAAAAAAAAAAAAAAGUUUAGCAAAAUUAGAAGGCGAAAUCAAUGAAAUUCAUAAAGCUUCUUUGGAAAAAUAUUGGACAUCAAAGGAAAAAGAAUAUUUAACAAAAUUAGAAAAUAAAAUCGAAAAAAUCAAAGGUAAUAUUUCAAUAUCAACAACAGAAAAAGUAAAAGAGGAUUUAGCAAAAUUACAAGGUAAAAUCAAUAAAAUCAAUGAAAUUCCUUCGGGAAAAUAUUGGACAUUAGAGAAAAAAGAAGAUUUAAUAAAAUUAGAAAAAGAUAUCAAGAAUAUCAAAAAUUCGUAUCAAAAAGAAAAAGAAUAUUUAGCAAAAUUAAAAAAUGAAAUUGAUGAAAUCAAUGAAAUUAAUGAUUUGGAUCAAUGUUUAACAUUAGGAAAAAAAAAAGAUUUAACAGAAUUAGGAGAUGAAAUCAAUAGAAUCAAUGAUGAUAUUUUGAAUCAGUCAACAAUGAAAAAAGAAAAAGAUGAUUUACCAAAAUUAGAAGAUGAAAUUGAUGUUUUGGAAAAAUAUUGGACAUCAGAUAAACCAGAGAAAGAAGAAUAUUUAACAAAAUUAGAAAAUAAAAUCAAUAGAAUUAAAGUGUUAAAUAAAAUCAAGAAGCUUAAAUUGAAAAACCAUGAAAUUUAUUAUGUGAGUCAACAAUUGCAUAAAAUAUAUAAAAACAUACUUGAUGAAUUGGAAUCUUCUGAUGACCAAAUAAUUGAUAAACUAAUUAAAAAGAGGGUUAAAGAAUUCAUCAACAAUGAAAAAAAUAAAGGACUAUAUGAAAACCCUAUCAUUAAAAUUGGAAAGGAUUAUAAAUGGACCAUCACUCAUAACAAAGAAUGUCAACAUAUAAAUAUAAGAGCUUUAAACAAAAACAGCAACAGUGGUAGUGAAUAUGAUUUAUCAUAUGGAGAAGAAUUCAUUCAAUGCAAGUUAUUUAAUGAUAGGCUGACCUUAAUAACAACAAAUUAUAUACAAAUUUUUGCUGUUGAUGAAGAAAAAAAUUUGAUAUAUGUUAGAUAUAUUAAAAGUCAUAACUUGAGUAUAGAAGGUUUAAAAGAAAGCAUCAAGUCUAUUGAAGAAGAUUAUGAAGGUUAUAUAUUUGAUGUUGAUCAUUUUUUUGAAGAAAUUAAAAAAAAUUACACCAGCAAAGAUCAAAUCCAAAAUCAAA
Molecule: messenger RNA, 2146 nt
Organism: Entrophospora candida
Lineage: Eukaryota; Fungi; Glomeromycota; Glomeromycetes; Entrophosporales; Entrophosporaceae
Source: the annotation of a GenBank genome assembly